Messenger RNA from Lathyrus oleraceus (garden pea), 624 nucleotides. Its product is annotated as secreted RxLR effector protein 161-like. NCBI's taxonomy places the organism in Eukaryota, Viridiplantae, Streptophyta, Magnoliopsida, Fabales, Fabaceae. The record is from RefSeq and is a predicted model, not a curated record. Bases 1 to 624 code for a protein of 207 amino acids. The transcript has a single exon.
AUGUUUGGAAGUUUUAAGAAAUCCAUGAUGGCUGAAUUUGAGAUGUCUGAUCUUGGCAUGAUGCAUUACUUUUUUGGCAUUGAAGUGGUGCAAUCUUCUACUGGAAUUUUCAUUUCUCAAAAGAAGUAUGUGCGGGAAAUCUUGAACAGGUUUCAAAUGAAGGAUUGUAAUCCUGUAAAUACUCCAUCUGAGUUUGGUAUGAAGUUAAACAAAGAUGAUGGCGGAAAGAAGGUUGAUGACACUAUUUACAAACAAAUAGUGGGGAGUUUAAUGUAUUUGACAGCAACAAGACCUGAUAUAAUGCAUGUUGUAAGUGUGAUUAGCAGGUACAUGGGAUGUCCCACAAAGAUUCAUCUCUUGGCUGCAAAAAGAAUUUUUCGUUAUUUGCAAGGAACUAAGGACAAUGGGUUGUUCUACAAAAGUGGAGAAAAGACAGAUCUAUUUGGGUUUACGGAUAGUGAUUAUGCAGGAGAUUCGGAUGAUCGAAAAAGCACAUCUGGGUAUGUUUUCAAGAUGGGGACAGGAGCUGUUUCAUGGUCAUCAAAGAAACAACCUAUUGUCACAUUAUCAUCCACUGAAGCUGAAUUUGUUGCUGCAACAGCUUGUGCUUGUCAAGCUAUAUGA